AUGACUAAUUUGUUGGACAUAGCUUUGUAUUUGGUCGAAGCCUUGGUCUGUAUAGCUGCCUUGGUACUGUUUGCUAGUUGUACCAAGUUGUGCUAUCAAUGUUAUGGCCUCGUCAUCCAAGAUAUUGAAACCAGAAGAAUACCACCAACCCGAACGCUAACAGCCACCCAUGUCCCACACCAUCCUGUGUUACCGAUACAACAGGCAAACCUUGAUCGACAAGCAGGGGCUCAACCUAAUGGGUAUCUUGGUAAAAUUACGCAGGAGCAAAUAUACGACAGUAGUACCUGCAAGAACGAUAACUGUGUGAUAUGUCUUAAGGAUUUCAAGAAGACGAAGACAAUCCAACUUUUAGUGUCCUGCCAACAUUCGUUCCAUGGCCAUUGCAUUAACAAGUGGUUGUUGGUUAAUGGAAGUUGCCCUAUAUGUCGAGAAGCCAUUAGAUCUUGA
This is a messenger RNA of Lactuca saligna, 450 nucleotides long. Lineage: Eukaryota; Viridiplantae; Streptophyta; Magnoliopsida; Asterales; Asteraceae. The record is from the annotation of a GenBank genome assembly.